CUUCACGCUUGUGACCAGACUGCCAAGCUGCUAUAGCCAUGCAUCGUCGUUAGCACCGUUUACCGAUCCGAAUACCACGACCCAACGCCCUUCCCAGCCGGCGGCCUGAACCAGGUCCCGGCUCCGCCAUCAUGGCUGCGGUCCUCACCUUCCUGCGCAACCUCUACGACCUCGACACUCUCGACACCCGCUUCACCAACCCUGCCACUGUCCCCUACAAGACCGUCGUCGAUGCCCGCAAUGACCGCGACGCGAAAAGCAGCAAGGAGCGUGCGGCGAGCUGGAACUUGUCCGGCCAGCCGUCGAAAUGGAACACGCCCGAGUUCUACUUUUACUUGAUCUACAUUGGCGCCAUCCUGCCAGCCAUGUUCUACAUUCCUUACCAGGCUUCAAGAUACGACCACCCGGCUUUCCACAAGUUUGAACGAUACCUCGAACCAGGCUGGAUCCCCGGCCGCCUGAUUGACACGUCUGAUGCGCAAUACCAUACCUUCCGAGGCAACCUGCCGUACAUGAUGACCCUGAUCGUUGUGCAUCCGAUCAUGCGCCGGGUCUAUACCGCGAUAUUCCACCGCAAGAAGACCAGCGACCUCACGACCACGAGUCCCGCCGAGGACGCUCAGAGCCGCUUAGACCAGCGGGUCGGCUAUGACUUCAAGUUUGCCAUCAAGUUCCUAGUCGUCCUCCAUGGCUUCUCAGCCCUCAAGGUCCUCCUGAUCUUAUUCCUCAACUUCAAGAUCGCCAAAGCGCUUCCCCGGAAAUAUGUGCCUGCUGCGACAUGGAUCUUCAAUGUUGGCCUCCUCUUUGCCAACGAGCUGUGCCAGGGAUAUAAGAUGGAGCGGAUCGCGGAGUUCCUUGUCGGCGUCCCCGGCAAGACAGUCGGAGACGUGGACGGUGGCCUUGUCGCGUGGGGAAAGUGGCUCGACAGCUUUGGUGGCCUCAUGGGCAGAUGGGAGAUUCUGUUCAACAUCACUGUGCUGCGUCUGAUCAGCUUUAAUCUUGACUACUAUUGGAGUUCAGACCGCGGCCAGCAAGACAUCCUAGAGAAGAAGCAACUCGACCCCUCGGCGCUCAGCGAGCGUGAGCGCGUGUCCAUCCCGGCACAAGCCCGUGACUACUCCUUCCGCAAUUACGUGGCAUACGUCAUCUACGCACCGCUCUAUCUCACGGGGCCAAUCAUCACAUUCAAUGACUACAUUGCGCAGGCGAGGUACAAGUCUGCAACUAUCGAGACAGGCCGCACAGUUCGCUACGCAAUUCGGUUCCUCAUCACCCUGCUCGUCAUGGAGGUUGUACUUCACUUCGACUACGUGCAGGCCAUUUCCAAGGCCAACCCGAAUUGGGGCGACUACACCGCCGCGCAGCUCAGCAUGCUUAGCUACUUCAACCUGCACCUGAUCUGGCUGAAGCUCCUGCUGCCAUGGAGGCUCUUCCGUCUCUGGGCUCUUGUCGACGGCAUCGACCCGCCGGAGAACAUGAUCCGCUGCGUUAGCGACAACUACAGCACACUGUCGUUCUGGCGGAGCUGGCACCGGAGUUUCUACCGCUGGUCCCUGCGCUAUAUCUACAUGCCCCUUGGCGGCGCAAGCUUCAAGGGCGCCAAAGAGGCGGCGCGGUCGAUCAUGACGUACAUGCUGGUGUUCACUUUCGUCGCGCUCUGGCACGACAUUCAGAUGCGCCUGCUCAUCUGGGGCUGGCUGGUCGUGUUUUUCAUGCUGCCCGAGAUGAUGGCGGGGGCCCUGUUCCCCAAGCGGAAAUGGGAAUCAGAGCCCACCACCUACCGCAUGAUCUCAUGUGUUGGCGCCGUCAUCAAUAUUCUCAUGAUGAUGGCGGCGAAUCUGGUCGGGUUCGCUGUCGGCGUGGACGGGCUGCAGAAGAUCAUUGCUGGUAUAUCUCAGGACCACUCUGGCAUGACGUUCUUGGCUGCUGCCAUUAUUGCGCUGUUCUGUGGUGCUCAGGUCAUGUUUGAGAUCCGUGAGACGGAAAAGAGGAGGGGAAUCAACCUCAAAUGCUAG
This is a messenger RNA of Microdochium trichocladiopsis, 2015 nucleotides long. RefSeq names its product MBOAT family protein. NCBI's taxonomy places the organism in Eukaryota, Fungi, Ascomycota, Sordariomycetes, Xylariales, Microdochiaceae. The coding region runs from base 132 to 2015 and encodes 627 amino acids. The record is from RefSeq and is a predicted model, not a curated record. Gene Ontology annotation, biological process: GPI anchor biosynthetic process. Gene Ontology annotation, cellular component: endoplasmic reticulum. The transcript has 5 exons.